AAUCUGAUGCAACUUGACACAACGCAUGCAAGGAACAAGAUGGCCAUGUCCAUGUGUCGUGUCUUAUGGAGCAAUGUGUUCUCCUCCCUAGCAGCUAGCAGUACUCUCUUAUCAUCUUCUUCUCUCUAUAGCAAACAGACCAAAUUUCUGUAUGGGACGAGAUGGAAUUCAAACGCAGUGGCGAGUGAAGCUGACACUGAAGAUAAGCCAAGUUUUUCCAGCCUGGGUCUCUCGUCUUCCCUAGUAAACGAUCUCUCUCGGAAUGGCUACACUACACCCUUUGAGAUCCAAGCCAAGACACUCCCACACACUCUAGAGGGAAAGAACCUUAUCGGUCGAGCCAUUACCGGCAGUGGAAAAACCCUAGCCUAUGCUCUACCUAUCAUUAAUAAACUAAGCAGUUCAAAAACAAGAGGGGUACCAAGAGCGCUAGUUCUUACUCCUACUAGAGAACUUUGUCGACAGGUCACCGAGUGUAUAUCCUCUUUAUCAUCAAACCUUCGUUGUGUUUCUUUGUAUGGUGGUGCUUCGUACAGCUCCCAAGAGAGAGAGUUAAGAUAUGGUGCUGACGUGGUGUGUGCCACACCAGGACGUCUCAACGAUCAGAUCAACAGAGGCAACCUACCUCUUGAUAACUUUCAAAUUGUGAUACUCGAUGAGGCCGACGAACUCCUUACACCGAAUUUCAAGAUACAGAUCGAUGACGUUCUAGCUGACACUCCUUCCGACAAGCAAAUGCUGUUGUUUUCGGCGACUAUGCCACCAAACGUUAAAGAAGUGAUACGUCAAUACAUGAAACAGUCUGUCGUCAUUGAUCUUACUGCCUCAUCCAAUCGUUUGCCUCCUGCUAUAAAACACAAAGUUUUGAGAUUGGAUCGCGGCAUGGAUAAAUUCGGCACCAUUCUUGAUCUCAUUAAUGUCUAUUCCCCUCAGAGAGCAAUCGUCUUCACUACUACCAAGAUCCAGGCGAGCGAUUUAGGUUCUUUCCUCUCUCGUAAUGGAGUCUCGGCUACGUCUCUCCACGGCGAUCUCUCCCAACAAAUGAGAGAAACCUGUCUAGAGAGAUUUCGGUCAGGGAAGAUAAAAAUUAUAGCUGCCACAGAUGUCGCUGCUAGAGGAAUUGAUAUACCAGAAAUUGAUUUCGUCUUGCAGAUUGAACCGCCUCCUAGUGGAAUAGACUCUUACGUUCACCGCUCCGGGCGUACGGGAAGGAAGGGUCUCCCUGGGACCUCUAUACUUCUUUUGUCUUCAUCACAAGAUUCACAGUAUUUUUUGAGAGAACUGAAACGUGUCGUUCAAGUAGAGGAAAUUAAGCGUCCUUCGCGCGAUGAAGUGAUCACGCGGUCGCUUGAUUCUGCCGUCAAAUCAAUAAAAGCUAAAAAGGAUGAGAAAUUGAUUAAUGCUGCUUUACCACUAGCAGAAGAGUUGAUAAGCGAAGAUGGUGCUAAAGCAUUGGCAUCAGCUAUAAUCUCUAUUUGUGGCAUUAGAGUUUAUGAUAGACCAGAGUCAAUGUCACGGUCCAGCAGAGAGGAAUUCCGAUCUCGUGACUUUGAUUCCAGAAGUCGCUCUAAUUUCCGUGAUAGGAGAGGAGGAAGGAGAGAAUUUUCUGAUAGUAGAUGGAACGAUGAAUGGUCAGAUAGGAGAGGCAGCAGAAGACAUAGGGAUGAUGGAUUUAGUGGAAGAAGCAGAAGGAACAGGGGCUCUUUUGGUAUUAACAUAGAUGAUGAUUGGGGAGAAGACGAUGUGGGAACUGUUGAAGAUGAAUGGUGGGAUAACAAAGGCAGUCGUAAAGGAAGACGGUUCUAAACUUAUGGCACCAUGCUGUAAAUAGCAAUGUAGAUAUAAUGAAUAAUGAUUAUUAUUUAUGAUUACCUUGUAAAAAUCAUUUAGUCUGUUACGUAUCUAGUA
Messenger RNA from Amphimedon queenslandica, 1908 nucleotides. RefSeq names its product DEAD-box ATP-dependent RNA helicase CshA-like. The transcript has a single exon. Gene Ontology annotation, cellular component: cytosol. Bases 7 to 1806 code for a protein of 599 amino acids. The record is from RefSeq and is a predicted model, not a curated record. Gene Ontology annotation, molecular function: RNA helicase activity; ATP binding; nucleic acid binding. Lineage: Eukaryota; Metazoa; Porifera; Demospongiae; Haplosclerida; Niphatidae.